This is a messenger RNA of Zonotrichia albicollis (white-throated sparrow), 1925 nucleotides long. Lineage: Eukaryota; Metazoa; Chordata; Aves; Passeriformes; Passerellidae. The record is from RefSeq and is a predicted model, not a curated record.
AUGGCUGAUCUGACAAGAGAAAAAUAUGCGGAGACCAGCAGGUUGAUAGAGGAGCGUAAGGACAAAGCUUUUGAACAACUAAAUGCACAGAUGAAUGAGAAAUUUAAGAUUGAAGAUGAUCGUCUUGCUAGAGGAGCUGCAGAGGUAGAAGUUGAGUACCAAAUAAAAGAUAAAGAGAAAGAAAUGAAAAAAAAGGCUGCUCUUGAAUCCAUUGAAGAAAACAGAGUCACUGUGCUAUUGGAUUUUCUGGUAUCAAGUAACCUUCGUAUUUUAUGCUCCCUCUGCACAGCACAUCAUUGGAAAGAAAAGGAUGUUCUAGAUGAGUUUUUCCUUCGAAAAGAAAGAGAUCUUCGCCAGGUCAUUGUAUUGCCAAAAGCACAAUGGGAAAGGAUUCAGGGCUGCAUUAGAAAAUGCAGCCCUGAUGAGAAAAAAGAACAGGAAGAGGUAGACUUGGACUCCAAAGAUGCUGGAAAAGAAGACGCACGCAAUGCCACUCUGAACCUGAUAAAACAGAAACUUCAAGCCAAAAAAUUACGUGAAGAAAAGGAAGAGGAAGAAAGAAAGUUACUUGAUUUGGAAGAAGCAAAGUUCCAAGCAGCAAAACGGAAGGAGGUUAUUGAUCGUGCAAAAACCUACCUAUUUUAUCAGGACGACAGAAUGAGACAGUUCCAUAGUGCACUUCUACUUACUAAGGUCCUAAACGAAAGAGAUGCUCAAGUUGAAUUUCUAAAGUCAAGAUUAGUUGAUACCAAAAAGAAGGACUAUGAAGAAGAGCAACGUCGAUUUAAAGAAUACAUUCUCAGUGAGCAAGAAAAAGCACAUCAGCAUUAUAUGAAUAAACAGGCACUAUGGAAAGAGCAGUUACAACAAAUAAAGGAGCGUGAGCAUCUGGCAGAUCUGGCCAAAGAGGAAAGAAAAAGAGAAGAGGAAGAAUUACAGAGAUCAGUCCAACUGUACCAACUGGAAACUCAGAGACAAAAAGAAAAGGAACACGAGGAAAAACUUGCACGCCGGAAGCUGUAUCAUGCGUAUCUAAAUGACCAGAAAAUAAUCAAAGCAAUAGAGGAACAAAACCAAAUGGAAGAAGAUGAGCGGAUCAAAGCUCAUUUCAAAGCAAAGGAAAUUAUUGCCCAGAUGAGAAAAAAGAAAGAAGCUGAAAUGCGUAGACAAGUACAGGAACAACGGGACAAAAUCAUCAGUCAAUUAGCUGAACAAAUGAGUGAGGCAUUAAGGAAGGAAGAUGGUCGACUGGCUAGAGAUGCUGCAAGAAAAGAAGCUGAAGAAGAAAAAAAAUGCAAAGAGAAAGAAGCAAAACAAAAGGCUGCCCUUCAAUCUAUUACUGAACACAGAGCCACUGAGAUGAAUUUAAAAGAGGAAAAGAAGAGAGAGGAAAAAGAAGAGGAUGAGAAGGAUCGUAAUCAGUGGAUGACAGAAAAUGACGUCUACUUGGACAUGGAAAAAGCCAAGAAACAAAGACAGCGUGAUGCAAGCAUGGAAAUACAGAAAUUUCAGCUCCAGCAAAUGGCUGAAAAGCAGGCAAGGAAAGAGCAGGAAAAGCAAGCAGACUUGGACUACAAUGCUCAGAGAGAGGCUAUUGCACUUUAUAAAGAGCAAGAGUUUCAGAAAUAUGCAAAGGAAUUAAUUGAAACAGAAUCUAAGACGACACAUCAUCUUUAUCCUCUUCUCAAAGUAUGUGAAAAUGGAAGAGGACUUGGACAUAGGCCAUUUUUCUGAGAGAAGAAGAAAUAAAUACUAGUUUCCAAACAUAUAAUUCUAUGUUGGGACCUAGUUACCUUGUUGUAACUGUAGUGCUGCUCAAGAAACAAAAAAAUGAAGCAAUGUUUUUGUUUAAAAAAGUUUUUUAAACUGUCCACCAAGGAAAGGCAGAAGCCAUUUUCAAGUUAAAUAAAUGUUUUUCAACCAUA